This is a messenger RNA of Monomorium pharaonis (pharaoh ant), 4623 nucleotides long. Its product is annotated as transmembrane channel-like protein 7. The coding region runs from base 567 to 2849 and encodes 760 amino acids. The transcript is spliced from 4 exons. NCBI's taxonomy places the organism in Eukaryota, Metazoa, Arthropoda, Insecta, Hymenoptera, Formicidae. The record is from RefSeq and is a predicted model, not a curated record. Gene Ontology annotation, molecular function: mechanosensitive monoatomic ion channel activity. Gene Ontology annotation, cellular component: plasma membrane.
GCUCUGCUGUCUGCUGCGUUGACGUAUGAGACAAACAGCAGGAUGCCGAUGUGCGGGCCCGCGUACAUGAAUCGGCGCGAGCUGCUCUCAUUCGUUACGGUUUUGGCAGAGCCGAAGCGUCGGACGCAGUGUCGUCGGCCACGUUGAUCGGGGUCAGCUGCUUUGCGAGGCUUCGACGACGCGCGACAUUUACAUAUAUCAUCCCGCAGUAUCAACGAGGACACAGUGCGGCCGAUACACCAGCUGGGUCAUAAUCUCAGACAGGCGGAGAUAAAUUGUUAUUCAGGCUGCUAUCAGUAUCGAUUGACGGAAAUUCCGCGGCAACAAAAUUACGAGAGCUAUUUCGUCUGAUCUCAUUUUGUGUAGUUAUCAUUUAGUAUUAUUGCCAGAACAAUAUCGCCUACUGUCAAAAUAUAUGUAACAGCUUAAUCAGAGAUAAUGGAUUGUAGAGGACAGAUAGACUAAUUGCUGAAAUCAUGUAUCGAAUCGUACAAAUCAUUUCCACAAAAUUAGACAUUUAGAAUAAAGAUUUUGGCACGUAGCUGAUCUGUUUAAAAAUCUUAAAAAUGUCGGGUGGAGAGAGGAAGAAAAGAGGAUGUGACCGAGGGCACGGAUGGGAGGAGGCCGGUGCAGAAUUCUAUCAGGAGAGUUAUCCAGUGGCCAUGGAAGCAGAUUUGCAACAGGCACUUCAAAAGGAUCCCUCGCACAUAGCGACUUUACUUCCUAGCAAGAAGUCUCGUGUCGCAACGGCGAAACGAAUUCGCAAUGAUACAAAGACUACGUUAAGGAGGCGCACAAGCACUAGAUCUCGUGGUACCACAACCUCAAGACGUAUGUCGACUAAUGUACAUGACGUUGCUGUAUCAAUGCUGCCAGAUCUGUCAGAAAACUUAUCCAAUGAAGAGCGAACCUGGGAGGAAAUCAUGCAGAUCAAGGCUAUGCCUGUAUGCAUGUCUCAGAAAAUACAAUUGAAGAACCAGCUACAGAGUGCUACAAAGCUAAGACUUCAAGGUUUUGAACAGUUGAAAUGGCAGCGCAGGAAAGCCUGGCAGCAAUUUCGCAUUAGGAUGAAAGAAGCUUACACCAAGAUGGGACUGUGGAACACUAGUCUAAAGAACAUAGGCGGACAUUUUGGGAUGGGUGUAGUAGCGUAUUUCUUAUUUAUCAAGUGGCUGCUAUAUCUAAAUCUGCUUUUGUUUGCGAUUAUAUUCCUGCUGAUAGUACUGCCGGCGAUUGUACUGGAAGUGCCACAAAAUGAGAUAUGUUCGUUUAACGACACCGUUAGCGUAACCUGUUGUUCCGAGUUAUAUAGGAACAAGACUGACGAAAGAAACAUAUCUAAGAUCAUGCAAGAUAGAUUUGAUUAUACCAUGAUUUUCUAUGGCUCGUACACGCACAAAAUCUACGAGAGCUUAAGCGCCAAUUUCUAUUAUAAUUCGCCGCUAUCCUACAUCUGUGCGAUCAUCUGCGUCUUCAUCGUUAGCUUGGUGGCGAUUGUACGAUCGGCAGCGAAAGGUUUCAGAGAGAGGGUUGUAGAAGGCGAGGGUCAGUUUUACCGAUACUGCAAUUUGAUAUUUGGUGGUUGGGACUACUGUAUUAACAAUAAAAGGUCCGCUUCUAUCAAGCACAAAGCGCUGUAUAACGAGAUGAAGGCGUUUCUCGAGUCGGAGAGGCUAGAAGAGGAACGGCGAAAUCGCACGCCCGAGGAAGAGACGAAAUUGUUCUUCAUACGUCUGUUCGUUAAUUUAAUAAUAUUAACUGUACUGGGCGGUUGUGGCUUGUUUGUUUAUUACAUAAUUGAUUUCUCAUUCGCUCAGCUGUCGGCGCACGAUUACGAUAUAUUCUACGAAUUCCUUCCGUACAUAUGUAUCAUCGUACUCAACGUAGCAGUGCCAUUCCUCUUCCGCUAUCUGAUCGCCCUAGAACAUUAUAAUCCAUCAUAUGUCGUUGAGGUGACGCUAUACAGAACCAUGUUCUUCCGAUUUGCUUCUCUCGCUGUUCUAUUAACGUCCUUGUAUAAUCUCGUCGCAGACAAAAUUCCAGCUAACGAGUGCACCAAUACAAAGAACAAUCAGCCGCUAUGCUGGGAAUCAUUCGUGGGACAGCAAUUAUUCAAGCUUUAUCACACUGACAUGCUCAUGCAAUUCUUUAUGGCGUUCUUUAUCAAUUUCCCACGGUCGUUAAUCGCGCGUCAUACUCAGAACAAGGUUUUGCGUUUUGUCGGCGAGCAGGAGUUUGACCUGCCCAAACACGCGUUGGACAUCUUUUAUUCGCAAACGAUCUGCUGGCUUGGCUGUUUCUUCGCCCCGCUGUUAUUCAUGUUUGCUGUAUUCGGAACAUUCAUACUGUUUUAUAUAAAGAAAUUCGCUUGCUUAAUGAACAGCACACCGUCAAACAAGAUUUACCGUGCCAGUAGGUCAUAUUGCCUGUUCAUGUUCAAUCUGCUGAUCUGCUUUAUCCUGGCAAUGAUACCAGUCGGCUAUUCUAUCGCAGAAAUUAUGCCAUCAAAAUCAUGCGGGCCGUUCCGAGGAUUGGAGUCCGUGUGGUCGUUACUGACCAUGACGUUCUCGCAAUUUCCCAACUGGCUGCAGUCAGCUCUAUCCUUCCUGUGUACUGCUGGUUUCGGCAUACCGGCAUUCGUCAUUCUCUCUCUACUUCUUUAUUAUUAUUACGUCAUGUGGCUGGCGAACAAGCACAUGGUAACAGUGCUGAAAAAUCAAUUAGUAUUGGAAGGCCAUGAUAAACAGUUCUUACUAAACAGGCUCAGCGCCUUCAUCAAACAACAACAAGAUCAGAACAAAUUUCACCAGGAGCAGACCAAUGAGUUAAACACAUUUCAACAUGUAUAAAUAGUAUUAAAUUUGAUUUCGUAUUCUUAUGAAUGUACAAAUUUAGUGUGAACAUUUUUAUCGCGUAAUCACCGCGAACUGGUGAACAUCGGGUUUGAAUGCGUCGUUUUACUUAAAAUUUUGAUAGGUUUUACUUGUGAAAUAUAAGACUGCCAACUUUGUCUUAUUUACAUUAUACAUGACUGGCACUUAUACAAUAGGUUUUUGAUAUUUUACCGAAUUGAAUGAAAAGUACGAGAAGUGUGUGAAUAAAAAAAUGAUAUGUAUCUUAUAUACUGCCUGUUGCAGUGUCUUACAUUUUAUAUAAACUUGCUUCUUGAGAUUUAAACGCGUUACAAUCACAAUCACUGCCACGAAUAUUACUUUCCGCGAGAGCCUUUAGACCAGUUUCGAAAACUUGCAUUUAAUCGUUUCUUGUAGAUGGAAUGCACAUCUGAGAUCAGGGUACAAAGGAAAAAAAGAUGAAAAACGCGGCGUUGUGCAAAUAUUACACAAUAUUAAGAAGGAUCGUAAAUAUAUCCAAAUAUUUAUUAAUAAUUCCGUAUUACGCAUAUUUAACGAUAUCCGUAAAUCGUAUAGAACCAUAUAUAUGAAAUAUUUAAAAUAAUUUACUUUAGAACGUAAUCGUCAGGAAUAAUAUAUUUAUAAGGCAAGCUAACACGCUCCGUGUCGUAGAAAUCUGUAAUGUUACUCCGUAAAUAGGUCUUUUAAAACCUAUGAAAAAUUAUUUUACUAGCAAAUUAUUAUUCUAUAUCUAUAGUAAACGUCGGGAAAAAUCAGAAAUAUUUUAUUAUAUUAUUUCGUUAUCUCGAGGAUCUCUUUAAUAAGUUAGGAUAUAAGAAACAAAUGUACGAAUUUUUGUAAUUCCAUAUAGAAUACCAGCCAAAAGUACAUCACCUUUAGGUUUAUUGAGAAUAUAACUUUUAUUUAAGUAAAUCAAAUAGAUACAUUUUAUAAUAAAUAUUUAGUAUUAGAUACAUUUUAUAUAUAAUGUGUUAUGAAGUUUGAUAAAAUAUUUAUUAUAAAAUGUUGAAUUCUAUUGAUUUACUUAAAUGAAAGUUAUGCUUAAAAAACCUAAAGGUGAUACAUUUUUGGCUGGUACUGUAUAUACAAAAUUUUAAUUGUAGAAAUCUCUCAUAUACCUCAAUAUUGUUAUAUAUAUGCCAAAGAUAAUUCAGAUUGAGACUGCAAUAUAAUUUAUUUUAUUUGUCUAUUACUCUAUUACAUAUAGCGUUAAUAUGGGAUAUUGCAAACGAAUUUUUCUAUCCUUUGUUUAGGAUAUACACACAUCUUCAUACAUCACUGAUUCUAUACAACACGGAGAUGAAUAUGUUUCCAUUUUAAUGCAUGUUUAGAAGUCAAUUCCGUAAAAGCAUCGUACACACUCGAUACACACUAUCGCAAAUCGAUCAGAUUCUUUGGCCUAAAUGAUUUAAUGCACAUACUCUACAUACUGAAAAAAAAUGUAUUUUUUUGUAAAUCUCACAUUUGUAUGAUUAAAGUCCUUAGACAAUCAUUAAUAUUGUUCAAUAAUAUUGAGCGUCUAAGGGCCACUUUUAAGAUAGCAUGUAUGGCUGCUCGGACAUCCUUUCUUAAAAUUAUGAUAGAUGUAAACUAAUGACCAUAUAUAAAAAUGCAUAUAAAAUUGAAUAUAAGAUCAUAUAAAACAUAUAAUCCUAUGUAAAAUGGAUUUAUGAAUCUGCAGAACAUAUUUAUAGUUACUAUUGUAUUAAACGAAAUACGCAAUGAAGUCCACAAAUAUCUAAAUAGGAAA